Messenger RNA from Hemibagrus wyckioides, 1902 nucleotides. RefSeq names its product GTPase IMAP family member 4-like. The coding region runs from base 189 to 1202 and encodes 337 amino acids. Lineage: Eukaryota; Metazoa; Chordata; Actinopteri; Siluriformes; Bagridae. Gene Ontology annotation, molecular function: GTP binding. The record is from RefSeq and is a predicted model, not a curated record. The transcript has 4 exons.
CUUUAUUAUCCUUCUUUGGUAGGUUAUGAGAAGCUGUCUUGCCUGAAUGGAAGCCAUGAACCGUAUGAAUCUGUACAAGAAAGUAACCAAAACUUGACAACAGAUCAUAAAAGUGAACAGAAAUCAAUCUUCUCUUCCACAAUUCUCAAAUAACAACGUUUUGACUGAAAUAUAAAAGUGAAUGUUACAUGGCAGAUGUAAUAAAUAUUGGCUCUAAUACAGCCAUGGCAAGUGGAUCCUCACCAAAGGCUCCAGAGUGCAGGAUUAUACUGCUGGGAAAAGCUGGAGCUGGAAAGAACAGAGUAGCCGGAGUCAUCCUGGGAGACAAAACGCUGAAUGAAGAGAGUGAAGAGUGUCUUGUACAUGAAGGUGAACAGGAAGGAAGGAGGACCUGCAUAGUGAACACACCAGGAUGGAAGAGAAUUUCUACAGAGUGCACUACAGAGAAUAUAAAAAAUGAAAUCAUCCGAAGUGUGACACUUUGUCCUCCAGGUCCCCAUGCUCUGAUUCUGGUGAUACCCAUAAACACUUAUGAUGAAUUAUCUAUAAAUGAACUUGAAUCAGCAAGUCGACACAUGGAGCUGCUCUCUGAGAGAGUCUGGAAUCACACUAUGGUGCUUUUCUUGUGUGAAGGAGAUGUGGAGGAAUCCACAAUCCAAAAACACAUUCGGGAAACAGAGAAACUCCUGGAAAAGUACAAAGGCAGACACUAUGUUAUGCGGCUGAGUGAAUCUGAAACCCAGGUCCGAGGGUUACUUAAAGAGAUUGACAGCAUAGUGGAAGAAAAUGCUGGUGAUUUCUUCCUGCCACAGGUUUACUAUGAAGUGAUGCGGAGCAAAAUGUCAUGCAAAGAAGAUACACAGAAGAAAACAAAUAAACAGCAGAGUGAAGAAAAUGUAGAAGAGAAAGAUGUGCUUAGGCAGAGACGUGGAAGCCUCCAAGGGGCACGUCCUAGUAUGACUACACAAUCAGAAGAUUCAGAAAGUCAAAGAGACAGAACUGAGGCCAAAAAGAACAUGAAUCAGGACCAGUUGCCAUGGAAUUAUCUCAAACCAGUAGUAGUGAUCCUAAUGUCCUUCAUGGGUGCUCUUCUAGGCUCAGUGGCAGGAGGCCAGUAUGGAUCAAUGGGGGCAGUUUUGGGGAUUGCCAUUGGAUUUGUUUCAGUACUGCUCAUCAGUUUGUGGCUGGUCAGUCUAGUAUGAUAAUCAAGAUCUAGAAGUAAAAACAGGAAUCUGACACUACAGUGUGCACAGCUUGUCUGAACUACCACAGGCUUUCUGAAGGGUUUCUCAGAAUCAGCUUUAUUACCAAGUAUUUCAAUUUAUUUUUUUUAUAGCGCUUUUAACAAUGGAUAUUGUCUCAAAGCAGCUUUACAGAAACAGGGACCAGUGCAAAACUGGCAGUUUGAGGUAGGAAGGUAAGAAAAGAUUCGGAUGCAGUAUGACUGUCUGGAUCGUGUGUGUUAACAGUGUACUCUCACACAGUGUACUCAAAAUAUGGACUCUGUACGUCUUCUGAACAGAAACUGCAGAGACUAAACAUUAUGUCUCUGCAUCACGUGUGAAGUGUGUGUGUGUGUGUGUGUGUUGCUACUACAGUAAUAAAUCGAUAUUCUAUUACACUUACACUUAGUCAUACACUUGCGGAUGUAAUAUCUAACAUUUCAUUAGAGACAUUUUGGCCAAUCUAGCGUGCAAUUGGCAGUUAUUUACACAUCAGUUUGAAAGAAUUUUUUUGUAAAUAUUAUCAUUGUAUAUUAAGAACACAGACUUUUGAUUAAAAUGUCUUUUGUAAUUUUAAUUUUUUUUUUGUAUAUUUCAUUUAUGCAUUUAUUGUUGGAGCUGGUGAUGCUUAAAAUUUGUACUUUGAUGUAACAGGUGAUGUCGUUUUUUACAUGAAAAA